UGGCUGAAGCACGCCACAUCUGAGCUGAAAAAAGAACUGAAUGCCUUGGGCCAAAUUCAUUCCUGGAGUUGCUUGAUUGAACACAAUGCAUUUAUACUGAGCGCAGAUUUGGCUCAUACCUGACUUUGUCAUCAUUCACUGUGCUGUAACUAAGUAACAAGAACACUGUCAUUAGGGGACAGAUGAACAGCUUUCUCUAGGGUUAUUAGAGCACUCAGCACCUUUAAGGAGCGCAGAAACCGGUGAAAGGAGGAGUUGGAGAAAAGGACACCGCUCCUUUUAGAGUCUGUGUAACAGGACUGAUAAGCUAUUCCUGUGAUGUGAUCGAACGUGACUGAAUACUGCAGGCUCUUGGACUCUUAUUCUAUAAAAUCCACAGCAGAGCAGCACAGGAAAAGAUCGGAGGGAACAGCUUCUGCUGUACUGAGAAAGAUGCUGGAGAGCUCUUCAGUCCUUUUGUUCAUUGUUUUCCUCCUGCUUUUCAUUUUGCUGCUCUUUGUGGUACUCAUCAAGAGAAACCCCACUGUUGCCCUUCUCUGGAAUGAAAUAAUCAUGGAGAAAAUAACCAAUUUAAUCAUGAAUCAGACCAAGGAACAAAGGAUUUUAAAUUUUGUGCUGCAGAAUGCAGUCCGAGGAGACCCCUGUAGUGUGCUGGAUGCUAUAGAUAAGUACUGCUCCGAGAAAGAGUGGGCCAUGAAUGUGGGCAAUGAGAAAGGUGUAAUUCUAGACAAGACAGUGGAAGAGGUUAGUCCAUCGGUUGCACUGGAGCUGGGAACAUACUGUGGCUACUCAGGAGUCAGGAUUGCUCGGCUGCUGAAGGCAGGAGCUCGUCUUCUUACUGUGGAGUUCAACCCAGAGUUUGCUGCUAUAGCUAAACAGAUGUUUGAGUUUGCUGGAGUGCAAGAUAAGGUAAGACUCCUAGAAGGCCCUUCAGAGGAAAUUAUUCCCCAGCUGAAGAAAAAAUAUGAAGUGGAUACUCUAGAUUUUGUCUUCCUGGACCACUGGAAAGACAGAUACGCACCAGACACCAUCCUGCUUCAGGAAUGCAACUUGCUGAGGAAGGGAUCUGUUCUUCUGGCCGACAAUGUCAUCAUCCCAGGAACUCCAGAAUUCCUUAACUAUGUCCGCAACAACUCCCAUUUCCAAUGCACUAACUACCCGUCUCAUCUGGAAUAUAUGAAAGCUGCUGAUGCUAUGGAAAAGGCUGUGUUUUUGGGAUAAAGAGGGCCAUUACUACUUAACCAUGUAAAUGCAGCUGCACAAGUUAAUUUUUCUAUGCUUUAAAUUUUGGGGUGUGAUUUUUUUUUGUAUUUUGGAGCCUGUAAUUAAGGCAAGUACUAGUGGAGAUCACAAA
Molecule: messenger RNA, 1354 nt
Organism: Melopsittacus undulatus (budgerigar)
Lineage: Eukaryota; Metazoa; Chordata; Aves; Psittaciformes; Psittaculidae
Gene: COMT
Product: catechol-O-methyltransferase
Exons: 5
Coding region: 433-1221 (262 amino acids)
Biological process (GO): catecholamine catabolic process; developmental process; dopamine metabolic process
Cellular component (GO): dendrite; membrane; axon
Molecular function (GO): catechol O-methyltransferase activity; magnesium ion binding
Source: RefSeq, a predicted model, not a curated record